Hevea brasiliensis (rubber tree) is the source of this 1503-nucleotide messenger RNA. RefSeq lists its product as uncharacterized. Lineage: Eukaryota; Viridiplantae; Streptophyta; Magnoliopsida; Malpighiales; Euphorbiaceae. The transcript is spliced from 4 exons. Bases 423 to 914 code for a protein of 163 amino acids. The record is from RefSeq and is a predicted model, not a curated record.
AGACAAAGGACUUGAUUGGGAUUCGGGCGGAGCUGGAGAAAGAUUUCACUGUUGCGAAGAGGAACAAGGCGCUUUGGGAGAUUGUGAGUGCAAAUAUGAGAGAAAGAGGAUACCGUAGGACCCCUGACCAGUGCAAGUAGCAGGUCAUCAAUCUAGGGUGACUAUUUGUUCUCACCACCCAGCUCAUGAGAGACCUUGGCCGCCGACGGGCCGUUUUCACUCUGAUCAACAUCGCUGGCGUUGCCUCAACCCCCUCAUUCCACCACUGUGUGCUGUUGCCUGAUCCAGUACACUAUUAAAGGAAUUCUAAGGUUUGGCUCUCAGAUCCUAUUUCGGUAUUUGCUUGAUUUGUGAUUUUGGGUUAUUUUGCUGCUGUAAGCACUUUGGAUUAGCGUUUCGGUCAGUUUUCUUUGUCUCAACAAAUGGCAGACAAUAAGAAUGUUAUUUCUGAUGUGAUUCAGGUGAUGACUAAGAUCACGGAACAUAAACUUAAUGGUUCGAAUUACCUGGAGUGGAGUAAGACUGUUAUGGUCUAUUUGCGUAGCAUUGAUAAGGAUGAUCAUCUUACUAAAGAUCCACCUACGGAUGAUACACGACAAACUUGGCUAAGAGAGGAUGCUCGGUUGUUUUUGCAGCUUCAGAACUUGAUUCACAGUGAGGCCUUCCUUCAGAAUAUGAGACUGCGAAAUCUCAGAUUCUCUCUAAUUCUAAGAUUUCCUCUUUGCAUGAAACGUUCACACGGGUCCUUCGUACAGAGAGUACCUAAUCUUCACAGUCUGUCAGUAAUGCUCUUAUUAGCUAUAAUUCAAAUGGACAACAGGAUAAUAGAAGAGGAAGAAGAGGAAGUAGAGGAGGAAUUACAGGCAACAGAAGUAAUCAGCGUAAUGGAGAGGUUAGUUCUAAUCAGGACUUAAGAGGAGUCAUUUGUUAUUAUUGCCAUGAGCCUGGCCAUACAAAAAUCACUGAUCACAAAUGGCAAAUAUGGCAGCAGAGGAUUCUACAGUAUCUUCCUCUGAGAAAACUAUUUUGGUAUCUGUAGAGGAUUUUGCACAGUUUUUCCAGUAUCAGGCAUCUCUAAAGCCUACCAGUUCCCCUAUCACUGCGAUCGCUGAGUCAGGUAAAUCCAUUACAUGCCUUGUGUCUUCCUCAUCCAAAUGGAUUAUUGAUUAUGGUGCGACAGAUUACAUGACAGGAUCUUACGACGAAGGGGAUUAUUGGUAGAGGACGUGAGUCAGGUGGUCUCUACAUUCUGAAAAAUCAUGUACCGCGGUCGCUUGUUUGCUCCAGUACCUUAACAUCUCUUGAAGCUCAUUGUAGAUUGGGCCAUCCUUCUUUGUCUACCAUGAAGAAGCUGUGUCCUCAGUUUCAGUCUUUAUCAGUACUAGAAUGCGAGUUGUGUUAGUUUGCAAAAUAUCAUCGUUUGCCUUCUGUGUCUAGAGUCAAUCAGUGUUAUUAAGGCGAAAGGCGACACUAAGGCGAUAGAGUACUCUAUGGCCUUAGGCG